AUGGUUAAAAUCUACCUCAUUCUGUUACUCUCACAAUGGGAGGGAAGAAAUCAGGUGAGAUGGAUAGUGAUGUAUAUACUGAUAUCUUCCUUGAUUUUGGUUUCCACAAUGUUUUCUGUGUCUGAAUCAUCCCUUAAAGUGGGUUUCUAUAGAAAUUACUGUCCAUCUGCUGAAUUAAUUGUUAGAUCAGCAGUAAAUAAAGCUGUUUCUCGCAAUCCCGUCAUCGGUGCUGGUCUUGUAAGGAUGCAUUUCCAUGACUGCUUUGUCAGGGGUUGUGAUGGUUCUGUGCUGCUAGAGUCCACAUCAAGUAGUCAAUCUGAAAGAGAACAUCCUGCUAACAAUCCUAGCUUGAGAGGUUUUGAGGUGAUUGACGAGGCCAAAGCCCAAAUUGAGGCUGUAUGUCCAAAAACAGUAUCUUGUGCAGACAUUCUUGCUUUUGCUGCUAGAGACAGUGCAUACAAGCUUGGAGGAGUAUAUUAUGCUGUUCCAGCCGGACGUCGCGACGGGAGUGUCUCGAGUUUCAACGAAGUUGCUCAAAAUUUGCCUCCUCCCUUUUUCAAUGCAGAGCAAAUAAUCGAACUGUUUGCCCGAAAAGGGUUGUCAGCGGAUGAGAUGGUGACACUAUCAGGAGCACACUCUAUCGGUGUCUCGCAUUGUUCUUCAUUUUCUAACCGUCUAUACUCAUUCAAUCAGACUCACAAACAAGAUCCUUCAUUGGACCCUAAAUUUGCAGCUACGUUGAAGAAAAAGUGUCCUGAUAAAAAAGGUGUCAGAGAUCCUACAGUGGCGCUUGAUCCUACACCUAAUUAUCUGGAUAAUGAGUACUACUUUGAGCUGACGAAUAACCGCGGAUUACUGGGUUCGGACCAGACAUUGAUGAGCAGCUCUUCUACAAGAAGGAUGGUGUUGAACAAUGCAAAGUAUGGUUCAACAUGGGCCAACAAAUUUGCAAAGGCAAUGGUGCGCAUGGGUUCUAUUGAAGUUCUUACUGAUGAAGAAGGUGAAAUCAGGACAUACUGCAGUUCUGUGAACUAA
This is a messenger RNA of Tripterygium wilfordii, 1035 nucleotides long. Its product is annotated as peroxidase 5-like. Gene Ontology annotation, biological process: response to oxidative stress; hydrogen peroxide catabolic process. Gene Ontology annotation, molecular function: peroxidase activity; heme binding. Gene Ontology annotation, cellular component: plasmodesma; plant-type cell wall. The record is from RefSeq and is a predicted model, not a curated record. The transcript has 4 exons. NCBI's taxonomy places the organism in Eukaryota, Viridiplantae, Streptophyta, Magnoliopsida, Celastrales, Celastraceae. Bases 1 to 1035 code for a protein of 344 amino acids.